This is a messenger RNA of Carassius auratus (goldfish), 4958 nucleotides long. RefSeq names its product zinc finger and BTB domain containing 22b (gene zbtb22b). The transcript has 4 exons. The record is from RefSeq and is a predicted model, not a curated record. Gene Ontology annotation, biological process: regulation of transcription by RNA polymerase II. Gene Ontology annotation, molecular function: DNA-binding transcription factor activity, RNA polymerase II-specific; protein binding; RNA polymerase II cis-regulatory region sequence-specific DNA binding. NCBI's taxonomy places the organism in Eukaryota, Metazoa, Chordata, Actinopteri, Cypriniformes, Cyprinidae. Bases 155 to 2146 code for a protein of 663 amino acids.
UCCCUUUUUUUUUUUUAGUCGGCCGACAGCUGUCUGGGAUUUCAUUAAAGGUAAAACCAGACUCCAAACCUGAUGUCAGUCCACGGUGGGAAACGUCGAUUUAUCAUAAUGGAAAUCCCUCUUUUGAGUGCCUGACGGAGACAUUUAAAUCGGAAUGCAGUCGGCUACGGCGGACCAAGGCUAUGGUGACUCGGGGGGUUCAUCCACUGGCUCAGAGGUGCAGGUGUGCUUCCCCAGUGUGCAGGCCUCAGUGCUGGACAGCCUGAAUCGGCAGCGUGAAGAAGGCCAUCUCUGCGACCUCUCCAUCCACGUUCAGGGCCAGGUGUUCAAGGCCCAUCGGUGUGUGCUGGCUGCAUCGUCACCUUACUUCCAUGACCAGGUGCUGUUGAAGAACAUGUCCACUGUCUCCAUCCCGGCCGUCAUGGACCCCCUGGCCUUUGAGAGCGUCCUCAGUUGCGCGUACACCGGCCAGCUGCGAAUGCUUCGCGAAGACAUCAUUAACUACCUCACCGUUGGCAGUGUGCUUCAAAUGUGGCACAUUGUGGACAAAUGCACUGAGCUCCUCAAAGAGGGCAGGGGAGGUUCCAGUGGAACUCAGGGAUCCAGAGAUAAGGAGAGCGGCAGCACCAACAAGGUCUCCCAAGAGGACGGAGGAGACACACCUUCGACUCCUCAACCUCCCAGCCGACCUUCCUUCAACGAGAGCCAGUCCCCAAGCAGCACCAAUUACUUCAGUCCUAGAGACGCAAACUUUGGCGGGGCGAUGGUGACCACUGGAGCAGUAGGAGAGGGUGCUAUACACUCCACACCGACCUACUGCAUGCCCUCCGGCGGAGAGGAAGGGUUCAUGAUUGACGAAGAUGAAGAAGAUGACGACGAGCUCUUGUUUCACAGGAAGAGAGACCAAAGAGGCAAGCAGAAGUGUGCAGCCUCUGCAUCCGAUCAGGAGGUCGGGGUGAGCGAUAGUUUUGGAGUUUCGUCAUAUCAAGAUGGAGAUUCCUCACCACCGCAGAAGCGGCCAUCGUACAGUCAGCCGAGCAUCAUGCCAAGAAAACAGUGGGUGGUGGUAAAGACGGAGCACUCGAGAGACAAUGAUCUGAUCGUGGUGUCCGGAGGAGAGGAAGGAGGGGAGGAUGAAGAGGAACGAGAGAUGGAGAUGGUCAGGGUGAGGGACAGGACAUUUAACAUAUCAAAUGUUAGGACCCUCUCUGGACUCAGAGAAGAUGCUGAAAUGGAGGCACAGGCUGACUAUUGCCAGUCCUCGGAAGACUACCUCAAAUUUGAGAGGGGUUUGAUCGACCAGACGUCCUCUCAACACCCUCCUGAGAAUCCCAGUCAAUGCUCCAGUAGGACCGUGUCCACCCGGCUCGGCUCGGUUCAGUCGACGGCCCCCAGAGCUCAGCUCUUCCCUCUGGACAUGCAGGGAAACCAGAUCGUCCUGUAUAAUCAAGCCGCCCUAGAGUCGACUUCUCCAUUAGGACUCGCAGGAGGCAUGUCCGGGGUGUCUCUAAAAGGGAGCCUUGAACACGGGGAAGUACACUUACCUGGCCAUAGUGCAAUGGGUAGCGGGAUGGAAGGAUUAGAUGGCGGCACAGCUGGAAACUCAGGCAAGGUCUUCAUGUGUCAUUGUGGGAAGACGUUCACGCACAAGAGCAUGCGGGACCGGCACAUCAACAUGCACCUGGACCUGCGGCCCUUCCACUGCCCCGUCUGCGCCAAGAAGUUCAAAAUGAAACAUCACCUCACUGAGCACAUGAAGACCCACACUGGUCUGAAACCCUAUGACUGCCACGGCUGCGGGAAGAAGUUCAUGUGGCGCGACAGCUUCAUGAGGCAUCGCUCGCAUUGCGAGAGGCGUGGCAGGGCCAAUGGAAGACCGGGAUCCGAAGGGUCGGUCAUCUCUCCUCCACAUCACAUGAAUCUCUCGUCAGCCAACGAGACCAAUCAAGGUAGCAGUGGUGCCAGAAGUGGGAUCCCCGUUUUGUCUCCGCAACAUUCCAUGAGCAGCAAUGGUGUCUCUUGUCUCAAUAUGGCCACCUCUGGGUCGCAUGGCCUUGGUUCUGGUGUUCUGGGCAUUGGCGGCAAUCAUAGCGGUUAUGUGGAAGAAGUCUGUGAGGGAAAUGUUGAUGAAAGCAGCGUAACAUAAGAAGUUUGCCUCUGAGACCACCAUCCCGCAAAACCAGAACACUUGUCUUUGGUUUUAGGGGACUAUGUGCUCAGUUGUCUGAUUCUUUACCUCAUGUUGGUGAGUGCGCCAUACAAGAUGUCCCAUUUGUGUUGGAUAAUAAAAUAAUACCAAUGACCAAAUGCCCAUUGCUAGCUCACGUCAAUGCUGACUGUCGAAACCAAAUCCCGGCCAGGAAUAUGUAUUAGUCGCCAUCACAUUCACGCUGCCUCACUAGCACAGAAGAUUGCUCUGAAGUGCCAUUCUGAUAUUAUGUUGUACGAUAUUAUGUUCUAGAGUUGUACAUUACUGCAACUCAUUUGGUCUAUUCUUGAUGUGAAGUUUUAUUGUACUGUCACCCAACUAUAUACAGUAUAUUCACACUCAAAGGUUUUAAUUUCCUGAAUAGGAGACAAGAAUAUAACUGCACUUUGGUGUCUUGAGGCCCAUUCACACCAAUAACAAUAACUAAUAUCUACCAUAACUAAUUCGUAAAAAUGUUGAUAAUCAUAAAGGCUUGUUUCCAAAAGGGGACGAUAAAUAUAAAUGUCCGUUCACACAAUGGACAAUAACUAUGAAGACUUAUUCACAAAAAAAAAAAGAAUGAUAACUAUAACCAUAACUAUUAAGACUUGUUCACAAAAAAAGGAUAACUAUAAAGACUUAAUAAUGAAAAUGAUAAAGGCCUGUUCACACAAAGGACAAUAACUGUAAAAAAAUAACUAAAGUUUCAGCUGACGAACAAUAAAACUAAAAGAAUUGUCUUAUAAUACGCAUUUAUUUUAACCUUACUUGCUCAACUACUCCCAAACGAUUUGUUUAAUGAUGAAUUUUUCCAAACCCCUCCUUUGUGUGAUGCUAAUCUGCGGUGAUUGGUCUGAUUUUCAUUACAUCAUGCCUGUAAUGCCUGAUAAAGCAGUGUUUGUGAGCACAGUGCUGCUUUGUGUACAGUGUUACCAGGGAAACCGAUAUUUUUAUUGUUCCAAAAGAAGCACCUAGUGGCAAAGAAUGGAUUUGCAUUUUCAUUCAGACCAAUGCGAAAAGACCAACAAGUGGGUGGGAAAUAUGCUAAUAUUUCAUGUUGAUGUCAACAUGAAAGGGCUUGGGAUUCUUUUUAGAAAUUACUCGUUUCAAUGUUUCAGAGUCGACUCCUUAUACACAGUACACUGUCAGAUAUAAAACUUUGCAGGAUGUUUUCAUUCAUUUAGAGCUGCAUUACACGCUGCAUGAAAGGUCAUUUUCAAAAAUCCUUAAUGGAACACUUUAAUAAUCAUUCUAUGAGAAUAGAUAAGUCCAAAACAUAACUUUAAUCAUAACAGCACAGAGGAACAUUUUCCUUCUAGCUGAUCAAGAAAGAAACGAUGACAGACUAUAAGAAAGAGCUUGAGCAUUUAAAGUGGCAGAUGUAAUAUAUAUAUAAUUCUUGGUGUGAACAGGCCUUAUCUGCUUGAAAUGCAGGGAAAUGUAGGGGUUUGUAGGCAGUUGGAUCACUAAAUGAAUCAACUUCAGUGCAUUUUGGCUUUACAGUAUGUCCUUUUACCCAGAAAACCACCAUAAACAUUGAGGGUGACGCAUCCUCCUCAAUACUGGUCAACAGUCAAGCACCUAGCAUUCAACUACUGAACUCCUGCAGUGUUUUAGAUGUAGCUUAUAGUGUACCAGAAGUGAUAGUUUACAUGUUUGCCUUCCAUGAAGGCCGAGGCCUGGUUGGCGAAUGGAUGGACCAAAUUAACGUCUGUAAUGCCAAGAACGUUUAAGACAUGAAGAUGAAUCAGUGGAUCCUGACUGGGAUCGAUCAAGACUUGUGUUUUAAUCACCUGUGUGGAUGUUUGGAUAUGUAAAUACAGUGAUCAGUAGUUGCCUUGUACCACACAUGCACCACAAAAACCAUAUACCUCAAACAUUUGCGCAACUAAUCAAUACAUUACAAUAAAUAAACUGGGCUCUGAAGAGCUGAAAGCAAUCACAUAUCCACACAUUCUUAUUCCUUUUAAAUCAAAACGGUGUGGUGUGUAUUUAAGAUUAAUGAGCACAAAUGAAGUGUGAACAAUUAUUUGGAAUAUAAAAAAUAACCAGUAGGUAAACGCAUGAUUCAGUGCUCGCUUGAUGAGUAAUCUGGUUCGAGAUCUGUAUUUUGUACUGAUAAAUAAAAUGUCUACAACUGUUUAGGUGAAUCUGAACUGAAUAUGCGACGGGCGAUAUGAGACCAAGCAUCUUCCUGAUGUGGACAAUAGUUUCAAAGGAUUCAAGAUUUUCAAAUGAAAGAAAUAAAGUACCGUCAGCAGCUAUUGGCACUAAGUGUAAAUAGCAUAUUUUCUUAGCGAUAGAUGCCAUUUACACUAAGUGCAAAUACUAGCAUUUUUUAGGAAUAUGCUAUUUACACUAAGUGCUUAAGAUUCUUUUUACACUGUUAAAAUUUUACUACUUACUGCAAAUUGUGGCAAUUAUCUGCAACUCAGUAUUGUGGUACAUCGUAAAUACCGUAUACAAUUAACUAAUUGAGUGUAAAUUUUAAUUGGAUGCCACCUUAUUGGGACAAUAAAGCCCUCCCUACACCUAUUCCAACCCUACCCGAUUCUUCAUUUUCAUUGAAAAUAAAUGGAUUUGAACCCAGUUUGAUCGUGUCAAAAUAAAUGUUUUACGAUCUUCGCCACUAGAGCUGAUAACUGUUGGUUGUCUUUUGGUGGGUGGAGUUAGUGUAAAUAGACACUCCGUAAAGUACCUUGUGCACAAAUUAUGAUUUAUUUUUGUUUUAUUCAUGUUUGCAAGCUCGAACUGAGGAGUUGAAUGUUUU